Messenger RNA from Iphiclides podalirius (scarce swallowtail), 1029 nucleotides. NCBI's taxonomy places the organism in Eukaryota, Metazoa, Arthropoda, Insecta, Lepidoptera, Papilionidae. The record is from the annotation of a GenBank genome assembly.
AUGCCGGCUCUUAGCGGGCCGACGCGCGCGGGCCUCAUGGGCACCGUGCUGAGCUUCAGCCCGCGCGAGCGGCGCCCGCCCGCCGCCGCGCCGCCAGACCGCGCCGCGCUCGCCUACUCCUACGAGAGGCUGAACAACGCGAAGAACCGCGAGAACAGGGAGGCGCGCGACGAGCGGCGCGCCACCCUAGACGACGCCGCCAAGAUCAUAUCGGAGAAGAGCGCCCUCGAGAAGAACCUGAAGAAGCACUCGCUGUUCAUAAACGCCCUUUCGUGGAAGCGCUUCUCCACCGCGAACAACAACAAGAAGAAGCUGGAAUGCAAGGGCAAGAGCGUGGCGACGUUCCGCGCGCCGCUAGCGGACAACGCGCCGCUCGAUCGCAACAGGAACGUGGGUGGGGCGCCGCAGAGCAGGCCGCCGCCGGCGCCGCCGGCCCCCGAGCAACAGCGUGCCAACGCCCUCAACAACAACGUGUGCGAGAAGCCGCCGCCGCCGCGCAAGACCGUCAUACAGGCCUCCACGUCGGAGCUGCUCAAGUGCCUCGGCAUGUUCCUGCACUCGCGCUGCCACCGGCUGCGCGAUUUCCAGGCGGGCGACGCCGUCAUGUGGCUGCGCACGGUCGACCGCUCGCUGCUGCUACAAGGCUGGCAGGACGUGGCGUUCAUAAACCCGGCGAACGUCGUCUUCGUGUACAUGCUGGUCCGUGAGCUGGUGGACGGCGAGAGGAUAGCCCGCCCCCAGGAGCUGCAGGCGGUCGUGCUCACCUGCCUCUACCUGUCCUACUCCUACAUGGGCAACGAGAUCUCGUACCCGCUCAAGCCGUUCCUGGUGGAGGACUCCAAGGACAAGUUCUGGGACCGGUGCCUGUUGAUCGUAGACCGGCUUUCCUUCAACAUGCUGAGGAUUAACUCGGAGCCUGGAUUUUUCACUGAAGUGUUCACGGAGCUUAAGGCGUGCGGGGUGGUGGAGAGCCCGCCUCCCGCGCCCCCGCACCCCGCCCCUCCGCCCCCCCUCCCCUUGUCGGCCGCC